AUGAUCUGCCCAAAGUGCAACGAUGUUGUUGAGGAUUUUGUGUUGUGCAAUAAGUGCGGUGGACAGUACCACUAUGUUUGUGCCGGGGUUUCGGAGCUUAGCUACAGAAAAAUGGGAGUGGAAAAAAAAGCCGGCUGGCGGUGCAUUACUUGCCGUUCACCUCAACUCACGGAGACACACCCCUCUUUGUCAGACGUGUUAAAAGAGAUAAAAAGUUUUCGUAACGAUUUUAGCACGAUGAAGGUAGAAUUUACUAACAUAAAAUCUGAUAUUCAAUGCACCAUGCAACAUAUAAAAGAAUUGAGCAGCAAACUUGACACAAUGGAAGCUGAAUUAAAAGCGCAAAAUAAUUCACACGAUCAAUAUUCGCGACAGAACAACAUAGAAAUUUCCGGUAUACCGACAAAGAAAGGUGAAAACGUCUAUACAAUAUUAAAUGACUUAUGCGCAACUGUGGGUUUUCAACUGAGCGAUCAUGAUAUCGAUUCUAUACAUCGAGUUCGUCCAUACCCAUCGAGUAGGACGGAAAGCAACAAUGAACCUACUCGGCCGGCGUCUAUUAUAGUGCGGUUUUGCCAGCGGCGGCGCAAGGAUCAGCUGAUCGCAGCCGUGCGCGCGCGCCGCGGCCUCACCACCGCACACAUCGGACUGCCCGGCCCGGCGAGCACCGUGUACAUUGGUGAUCACCUCACUCCAACGAACAAACUACUACUAAAGCGAGCACGCGAACUUAAACUCGAAAAAAACUAUUCAUACUUGCAAGAUAGGAAAUCCACAGACGGGCAGGGCGCGCGGGGCGGCGGCGUGCUCAUAGCGGCACGACGCGAACUGCGCGCGCGGCCCCGGCCCGAGUGGCGCUCGAGGCCCGCCGCCGAGGAGCUAUGGGUGACGCUCGAGCUUGACGCCGCCACGACCGCUGCGGUGGGGGCCGCGCGCCCCUCCCGCCCCGCGCCCCGACCCUGUCGCGCCGCUAACGUUUCCUCCAACUUGCAUUGUAGCUUGCUGUUACUUCCCGCACGG
This is a messenger RNA of Brenthis ino (lesser marbled fritillary), 1020 nucleotides long. NCBI's taxonomy places the organism in Eukaryota, Metazoa, Arthropoda, Insecta, Lepidoptera, Nymphalidae. The record is from the annotation of a GenBank genome assembly.